UCACAGUCCGCCGCGCUAACGCCGCUAGUGACGUUCCUGAGAGGCAAAAUGCUGGGUUGGCAGAAAAGAGUCUGGACGGAUGUUUUCAUCACGAGUUUCAGCCUCCUGUCCAGCAGCUGCGGCUCUGAGCUCAGGCUAACUGCUAAACACAACUCACCAUUAAAACCAGUUCGGACCCUUAUCCUGGUUAAAGCCUGCACACACCUCUCUGUGGUUUACUUGUGCAGUGCGUGGAUCUGUUCUGCCUGUGUUCCUGCAGCUGAAACGUCAAAGGAAAGUUUCAUUAUGUGUUAAUGAGUGUCAAAGGUAGAGGAGCUACUAAGUUACAACAUCUUCCUGUGAGGUGAGCUGACGUGGGCCUCUACGUUCCUAGAGCCUGCUGGUAUGGCUCAAUACCUGAGACAUUUCACCACUGUUGGUGAUGAGCAGCCGGCUCCGUUUGAAGAAGAGCUGCAUGCGAUCAGCGAGGAGCUGAGCCCAGCCACAGGACUGUUCCCAACAACACUGACCUUCAGGGAUUCACUGAAGCGACUCUACACCUCUGAGCGGUUCCAGGUGUUGGUGGUCUGUUUGGUCAUCCUGGAUGCCAUGUUUGUUCUGGCAGAGUUGCUUAUAGAUCUGUCUGUUAUCCAUCUGGAACAUGGCCACAUUGCUCCUCAGGUAUUUCACUACCUGAGUCUGGCUCUACUCACAUUCUUCAUGGUGGAGCUGGCUGGUAAGCUUUUUGCCUACCGCCUGGAGUUCUUCCAACACAAGUUUGAAGUAUUUGAUGGUUUGGUGGUGGUGGUGUCCUUUGUGUUGGACAUUGUCUUCCUUUUCCACGAGGAUGCCUUUGAUGGGAUGGGUCUCCUCAUCCUACUGCGACUCUGGAGGGUGGCCAGAAUUAUCAAUGGAAUCCUGUUGUCAGUGAAGACCCGUGCAGACCAGAGGCUCCACAAGCUCAAGGAAAGCUACGACCACCUUGUUCAGAGAGUCACUGAGCUACAGGAGCGCACCGAUAAACUGGAACAAGAGAAACAGAAACUUGAAGCCAUCCUGAAGAAGCACGGCAUAGACUUCUAACUCAUCAAAGUAACUUCAGGGGACCUACUGUUCAAUGUCAUUUAUAUUAUGUUCCUUUCUGCACCAUUGUUUUUAAUUUACAAACUGUAUACUCCUUCAUAAACUUUUAAAGUAGACCUUAUUUCAGUAUUCCUAUUACCUGUUCACAGAAUCUUUACAUCAACUGUACAGUUGGGUGAAGGCAUUUAGUGUUAUCAUGUCAUUUAUAAUAUCAGUCAGUGUGUCCAUGGAAACCUGGAGUGAUCGAAACCAGUGAAAGUACUGCAUGUAUCUAAUGAAUGCCAAAUAUUCUGAUGCUACUGGAUGAGACUGUAAAGUUAUGAGGCCACAAAUAAUUAAAACUUUCUUUAUACUGAUAACAUGCACAUAAACCAAAAUCUACAUCUACUGAGUGACAUUGAGAAGAACUGUUCUGUUUUGUAAAAAAAAAAGAUUUAAAUAAGUGUGGAAAAUGUUUUCAUUUAUUCAACAAUGUUAAAUAAUCUUACAAAGUUUAUAUGUACACUAUUAACAGUAUUAAAUUGAUUGUACAAACAGAA
Messenger RNA from Platichthys flesus (European flounder), 1601 nucleotides. It is a transcript of the gene hvcn1, whose product is annotated as hydrogen voltage-gated channel 1. Lineage: Eukaryota; Metazoa; Chordata; Actinopteri; Pleuronectiformes; Pleuronectidae. Gene Ontology annotation, molecular function: voltage-gated proton channel activity. Gene Ontology annotation, cellular component: plasma membrane. The coding region runs from base 385 to 1062 and encodes 225 amino acids. The transcript is spliced from 8 exons. The record is from RefSeq and is a predicted model, not a curated record. Gene Ontology annotation, biological process: proton transmembrane transport.